This is a messenger RNA of Rhododendron vialii, 1007 nucleotides long. Its product is annotated as transcriptional regulator SUPERMAN-like. The transcript has 2 exons. The record is from RefSeq and is a predicted model, not a curated record. NCBI's taxonomy places the organism in Eukaryota, Viridiplantae, Streptophyta, Magnoliopsida, Ericales, Ericaceae. The coding region runs from base 136 to 798 and encodes 220 amino acids.
AAAAAACCCACCAAUAAGAUCUCCACCUCCUGGCUUAGAAUUUGAUGGCCUUUCCUACCAUCCUCAUCACUACUCUCUCUCUCCCCCUCCUCCUCUCCAAAUAUCUCUGGGUCUGACUAAAACCGAAAGGCAGAGAUGGAGAGGAACACCCUGAAGCACCACAGCCUCUGCGGAGGAAGAUCAAUGAAAGACAACAUCAUCCUCAGCAACAGCAACAACAACAGCAAUAGGGUUAGAGAUUCAUGGGAAUACAGUGGAAGCAGUGAGGGAGAUUUGCUAAGUGGGUUCCACCCAUGGCCUCCAAGAUCCUACACCUGCACCUUCUGCAAGAGGGAAUUCAGAUCUGCUCAAGCGCUCGGCGGCCACAUGAAUGUUCACAGGAGAGAUAGAGCUAGACUCAGACAAUCUCCCCCCAAAAAUGGUGACUUUCCUUUCCUCAACCUCAAUCUCAACUCAAACCCUAACCCUAACCAAAGCCAUGAUUACCCGCCAUUCGCGCCCACUUUAAUCCCCGUGGUGUCUCCCUCCUCUCUUACCGCUUUGUCUUCGCCUUCUUCGGCUUCUCCCGGUGGAAUCAAGAAAUGGGUAAUGUUUCACAAGAAGGGUGGUGGUGCGGAUGUGGGGAAGAUCAAGGCCGCGAAGGCCCUUGUUGGAGUCGGCGAGUUUGAAGGACUUGCUCGAGAUAGUCGAUUCGAAGUUGUGAAGAAGGCCGGGAUUGUUCAGUUGGAUUUGGACAUCGGUUUGGUUGCGGAUUCAAAGGAGGAUUUGGACUUGGAACUUCGCCUCGGACGCUCUUAGAUUGUUACUAUUUUAUUUUUUUUGCGAGAUUGCUAAGGUUGGUGGCUUUCGUUCGACUUUCGAUCACGUUGUGAUUUAUUAUGCAAUAUGUAAUUUAAAAAUUAGCAGGCCGGUGACGAACUUGUGAAAUUUCAUAGAGAUUUCAAGGGUUGAUGGUAAUGUAGGAGUAUUAUGGUACGUACUAAUUCCAUAUAUCUUCUUGUUUUAAA